AUGACGUGCCAGCCGGGACGCGCGAUCGCGCCCGUCGCGCGCGUCGCGAUCGCGUCCGCGCGCGGGGCGCGCGACCGCGGGGCGUCUCGGCCGCGGGGCGUCGCCUCUAAAGGGCGUUCAAACGUCGUCGCGGAGAGAAAAAAAAAAUAUCUCCAUCAUCUUCGUCUCGUCGCGCGCCGAGCGUCGGGCGGCGACGCCGCCGGGGCGGACGAGGACGACGAUCCGUACACCAUGGGAGGCGAGUUCUUCGAGGAGUGGGAGCGAGAGAUGGUCAAGUUCUGGCGUCUCUGGAACGAGGAGCACGCGCGCCACCGCAUCCGCGACAACGACAUCGUGUGGAUGGUGAGGCUCGGGCGAGAGAUCCCCGCGUUCGCCAAGCCGGAGACGGUCGCGGCGGGCGCGAAGAAACUCCGCGCGCUCCUCCCGGACGCGCACGUCCCGAUCAUGAUCCAGCGCGAGCCCGGCAUCGUCGCGGACGGCAUCGACUUCGUGCGCGCGUCGAGAAGCAUCUUAGACCUCCAGGACCUCCUCUGCUCGAGCGAUCACUGCCGCGACGUGACGCGCGUCAUUGAGCGCGCGCCGCGGCUCCUCCUGUGCGAGGACGUGCGCGCGGAAGUCAACGCGGCGAAGCGACGCCUUGAGGAGAUCGCGCCGAGCUGCGACGCGAAGAAGGCGAUAAGCGAGUACCCCGAGGAGAUCAUCACGCGGAUACAGCUGUACGACGAGUACAGCGACCUGCCCGUCUCGCUUCAGAACAUAAUCGCGGAGACUUCCGACGACGAUGAAAACGAGGCGGCGGAUGCGUACGACGCGCGGUGGAACGACUGGGAGCGCGAGUCGUCCGGCGGCGACGGCGUGGGGCUGGUUUCGAACCCGGGGAGAAGAGGGUUGGACGAGAACAGCUGGGAUAAUCAGUACGCGAGUCCCGACAGCGCGGAGUGGAUGAUCGACGGAUACUGGGAGACGGAGGAGUCUGAGUCCGACGACGGCGGCGGAUCACGCGGCGCGCAGCCGCUCGCGAAGAGCGCGUAUCGCCUGCGCGUCGAGGCCGCGGCCGCGCGCGGGGAGACGCUCGAGGAGCCGGCGUGGAGCAGCAAGAACAACAACGUCGUGUCGAACCGGGACGAGGGCGGCGACGGCGAGGACAACUUCGAGGGAAACAUGGACGCGUUUUGCGACGACGAUCCCUCCGCGGACGAGUGCCGCGUCUUCGACUGA
Micromonas pusilla CCMP1545 is the source of this 1218-nucleotide messenger RNA. RefSeq lists its product as uncharacterized. The record is from RefSeq and is a predicted model, not a curated record. Bases 1 to 1218 code for a protein of 405 amino acids. Lineage: Eukaryota; Viridiplantae; Chlorophyta; Mamiellophyceae; Mamiellales; Mamiellaceae. The transcript has a single exon.